UUAAGUAUUUUAGAGGAGUCGACGAAAUAUCUUCCGCAUAAAAUAUAAUGUAACACUCGCGCGGCAAUGGGAAAGUGCACAUCGCGCAACAGUACCAAAACAAUAGGCAAGAAAUGUAAACAUAUCUCCACUCAUCAAGCGUCAACUGUCGUCUCUCGUAACUGAAGGCCGAGUCACAACAAUCAAAACAUUCCGGACCUUCGAGCAGGUCGAACAUACUCUCGUGCGUCACGCGUUUUCCCAAGUUUUUCCAUUACGUUCCGAGUCGGCGAGCAUUAUACAUACUGCGGAGCACGUGGUCGUUGUAUUAUUUAUCAUUUCCGUCGGUUGACUGAAAUAUAUCGUCGGCUCUUAAACAUUUAAUCGAGCUGACGUCGGCGUCGCAUUAAUUAUAACGUGUUUCGUCGACCGAAUUGCGUAAUACCAACGCGAGUGUCAGUGUCAGUGUCAAGAUAGAGCAGCCAUGCUGGAUUGGGAAGUCAGGAUGGAGGACGCAGGACAUCUGGACGUAUAAGCAGCGAUACAGCGACAUAUUUCAGGCAGCGUGUACACCAGUUCAGGAAGUCCCACGAGACAGAACAGGGCCAAUGGCGCUGGUGCUCCUGUCAGAAAGAGCAACUCAAAUACAUCAAACGCAACAUGACAAUCCGCCACGAUCUACCGGAAUGCUGACGUCAUCGUUGGCCCAUGUCAAAGGAAGAAAGGCGCGAGCAGAAAAAUAUACCGAAGAUGGCUUCACAUUUAACAUGGAUUGUCAUAAAUAUUUCAGUAAAAAAAAGGUAAUAAAAAGAACGGUGAAACGUGCGAGCAGUAACCUCCAAAAAAGGAGAUUACACGCGACAGGAUGCCAAGAUGCACGAAAGUUUCUCGCUGAAGACACGCGGGAAAAAGAUGGACAAAAGUGUGCAGGUGCAGUAUUGAAGGAGUCCUCGGGAAAAUAAUCACACGCUAAUCGGGAUCGAAGAAAAGCCUUUCUUCUGUCGUAUCGUUUGAAAGUCAAAGGAGGCGAAACUCUCGGAGUUUUUAAAUCGGUUUAAAUUUAUCCUCUUGCACGAAGAUGGAGGCAAAAUUUCAACGCAAACGCCAAAGCAAGUAACACGCGAGUAUAAACUUGCUCAGUUGUUUUGCGGCACUUAACGUUUAAUAAUAUACGAGUUUUCUGCAACAAACCACCGUGAAACGACAGAGAUAAAUUCAAAGUACUCAGAACGCGAUAGUUUAAACGAUAGUCACGGCCGUCUCUUACGACUAUCCUUGGAGAUAAAAAUUGCGUGUUAAACUUUUAUGAGAUCCAAUAAAUCCUAAUUUCUCUUGCGGAUAAUUUAGCCCGAGCUAAUUGGCGAGACGAGAAUAAAUAAAGAGGCAGCAGAACGGACUUCGAAAGUACGCGGAAUUUGCAGGAGUUGUCAGCGCGAUUCGUCACGGCAACGACCGUCCAUGGCAAAUGUAAGAAAAAAAAAAGAAAAAGUAAUGUACAACACGCGAUAAUAACGAGUUACUCACGUCCGCUGUCGUUUAAUGCGACAGGUAGCGCCUGGAUCUCAAGGCGAUCUCAAGGCGACUACGCGCAGCGAAGUUGUACGAAACGGAUGGAGCCGGUGCUCCAGAUCAAACCGGCGCAUUCCGUCACACAAACUGGUGCAAGAAAACGCGCGAGCGCCAUUUCCACGAGUUUAACGGGCACGAUAUGCACCGUUAUUUUUCACAACUAUCGGUACCUAGUUUCUGCGACCCGACCUCGUUAUCUGUCUAAAAUACGAGUUAUUCAGAGUAUCAAAGAAGAAAUAAACACCUGGAGUCGUGAUCACGACGCGUAAUAUAGGGGAGACUGGAUCUAUUUAUAUUUUAAAAUUUCGAAGUUUUACAACUACUCAGGCAAUCAAUUGUAGUGACUGACUGUGUAAACAUGAUAGAGGCAACCUUCUUCUGUGCAUUAAUACCCGCUACACUGAGAGAAAAAUAUAGUUGUCUUUGCUAUAAUAGUUAGAAAAACCAUCAUUUUAGUAAGUGUUAUUAGAAAGAUGGUUCUUCUAACUAUUUUUCUGGUUAAAAUCACAAAAAAGUAUAGUUGACGCCGAAAGCAACUAUAUUUUUCUCUCUCAGUGUACGAUCCUGUUAACUGUAUAUUUUGUUUUGUAAUAACCAAAAUACGAAUAUGCAACAUAGUCAUCUUGCUCUGGUUCAGUUGCCCAAUAGCGCAGGGUAAGAAGGCCACGUAUAAAAUAUGUACCCUGAUUAGUAGUUCCAAAUUUUCCGUGAGAGAUCUUUACCGUCAGCCCUUGGCCAACUUUAGCUAGUCCGCCUAUAUAUGCUCUAUUUCAAUCAUUUUAUGAAUGAAAAUUGCAUUUAUUACUAGAAAUGGUAUGUCAUACACCUGCAAGAAUUUUUAUUCUAAGUAAUAAUAUAUCGUUUAUUUUUAUUCUGUCACAAUAGAGAAUAUUAAUAGAAAAUUUCGAAAGGCUCGAAAAUUUACUUUACUGUUACCAAAUCAGUCUUUUUAUAUUUAACUGUAAUAUUAUUCCAAUUUUAAUGAAAUGCAGGAAAAUGUAUUUAUGUUCUAAAGGGACCAUUUCGCGAUUUUGUAUCUACUUAUUCCUCUCAUAAUAAAUACUAGGAAAAUGGUAUAAAAUGUAUAUAUUAAAUGUUAUAUGCUAAAAAACAUGAGUAACAUAUCAUUGGGGCCAUAUAACCUCAGUCUCCCUUACUCCUGCCUCAUCUUGCUUUCUCGCGGAAAACGUGAUUUCAUUAUAUGUAUAUAACAGAGA
Molecule: messenger RNA, 2765 nt
Organism: Odontomachus brunneus
Lineage: Eukaryota; Metazoa; Arthropoda; Insecta; Hymenoptera; Formicidae
Exons: 4
Coding region: 588-941 (117 amino acids)
Source: RefSeq, a predicted model, not a curated record